Molecule: messenger RNA, 865 nt
Organism: Raphanus sativus (radish)
Lineage: Eukaryota; Viridiplantae; Streptophyta; Magnoliopsida; Brassicales; Brassicaceae
Product: protein SINE1-like
Exons: 2
Coding region: 237-689 (150 amino acids)
Source: RefSeq, a predicted model, not a curated record
GAUGAGUCUUUGUCACCUGAGUCGCGGACUCUUGGUGGGUCUUUUAGUGGAUAUGAUUCUCCUAUCGAGUCUUCGCCGCGUAGUUCUUGUAAAGGAGUGUGAACCGGAAACUAUGGAGAACUAAUGGACUGGUUGAUAUCUCUUUGAAGGAUGGUCUGUUCUCUGGAGACACCACUGUGUCUGAUUCACCUCUUGUCCCUUGUGAGAAUGGAAGUGAUGAGUUUGAAGGUUUUGUAAUGGGAAGUUUGAGGAACAGGAAGAUGCAGAACUCAACUCCUACUAGUCCACAGAGACAGUGUUGUUCAAGAAACAUGAAUGCUGAAGAUUUCAACAUCUAUAGCACACCAAGGAAGCUAAUCAGUUCUCUUCAGUAUCCUGAUGAUGUGGACUUGUAUCAUUCUGACAUUCAGAGUCCAGUGCUAUCUCGCGAGAAGACUAAAGUCAAAAUACAAUCGCCAACCAAGGCUGCUGAAACAAUCUCAUCAUCAUCCCCUGUCAAGUAUAGUGAAGAAACAACACCUCGAUCACAGAUGAUAAUGAGUAAGAAGAAGAAGAAGAAGAAGAAGAAGAAGAGCAUGAGCUAUAGCAAACUCAUGUUUGCUAUAUCCUUUUUUGUGGUGGUGCUGUUUACAAGUGUGAUGAUGUUCAAUCAAGAUGAUGAUGUUGGUUACCACACUGUUCCCACAUGAUGAUUCCACCUCUCUUUGGUGGUAAGUUUAAAUCCUAGUGUAACGGGGAGACAAGGUUAUUUAGUUAUCCAAUUCACAUGUUGGUUAUUUGUAAUGUACUUUUAGUACAAGUUGUAAAAUCUUCUUCUACUCUUUGUUGGCAUUUUGUUUUUAAUGCAAAUCUACAUUGAAACAAA